This is a messenger RNA of Dioscorea cayenensis subsp. rotundata (Guinea yam), 1242 nucleotides long. RefSeq names its product probable aspartic proteinase GIP1. Lineage: Eukaryota; Viridiplantae; Streptophyta; Magnoliopsida; Dioscoreales; Dioscoreaceae. The coding region runs from base 28 to 1242 and encodes 404 amino acids. Gene Ontology annotation, biological process: proteolysis. Gene Ontology annotation, molecular function: aspartic-type endopeptidase activity. The record is from RefSeq and is a predicted model, not a curated record. The transcript has a single exon.
UCCGCAUCCCCAUCCCUAUCCCCGUCCAUGGCCAAAUCCAUUCCUCCCUUCUCUUUCAAACUAAUACCCACUCUCAUCAUCCUCCUUUCAUCUCAACCUCCACUCUCCAUCCCUUCUCCACUUCCUCUCUUCUCUCCCAUAACCAAACACCAAUCCACUCUCCUCUACACCACCACCAUCCACAUCCACCCUCCACCUCAACCCAUCCAUCCCCUCAUCCACCUUGGCUCCUCCUCCUCCUUUCUCAAGUGCUCAUCCAACUACACCCAGUCUCUUCCCCUCCUAUGCAACUCCUCAUCCCUUUGCUUCUCUUGCACUCACAGCACAUGCUUUCUCCUAUCCCAAAACCCCAUUUCCCAACGUACUAAACUCACCCCUGCCCUCCAAACAACCCUCUCCCUCCCAUCCACCAAUGGCCACAUCCCUGCUCCCUUCUCCUCCAUUCCCCACCACCUUUUCUCUUGCUCAUCUCCCUUUCUUCUCAAAGGUUUCCCUAAGUUCACCUCUGGUCUUCUCUCUUUAGGGUUCUCCAACUCCUCAUUCCCUUCCCAACUCUCCUCCUCCCUCUCCCUCCCCACCACUUUCUCCUUGUGCCUCUCCGGUUCCCCCUCGGCCCCUGGCAUCGCCUUUUUCGGUUCUUUCGGUCCCUUCUUCUUCCUCCCUCUCCCCAACCUUGACAUCUCCAAGUCCUUAACUUACACCCCUCUCCUCUCAAUCCACAAUGAGUACUACAUCAACCUUAUUUCCAUGGAAGUGAACGGCCACCCAAUUCCGUUCAAAGCCUCAAAGGCUAAGCUAAGCACAGUGCAGCCUUAUACAUCCAUGCAAACUCAGAUAUAUGAAGCUUUCUUGAAGGUUUUCAUGCUUGAAGCUGAGAAGAUGAAGCUUAGAAUGAUUGAUCCCGUGAAACCAUUCAGUGCUUGUUAUAGUGCAGACAGUGCAAGUGGUUCUGUUACUGGACCUAGUGUGCCAAUUAUAGAUCUCGUGCUUCAUGGAAAUGAUACUGUUUGGAGGAUUUAUGGGGUGAACUCAAUGGUGUGGGUGGAGAUGGGGGCAGGGUUGUGUUUGGCUUUUGUUGAUGGAGGUAGUGAUGUUGGAGAUGCAUCCAUUGUUGUGGGAGGGCACCAAAUGGAGGAUGUUUUAGUGCAGUUGGACUUGGAAAGGAUGAGAGUAGGGUUUAGCUCUUCUUUGCUUGCUAAUGGUACCUCCUGCUCUAAUUUCAAUUUCACUGCUUCUUUUUAA